Molecule: messenger RNA, 1066 nt
Organism: Ornithorhynchus anatinus (platypus)
Lineage: Eukaryota; Metazoa; Chordata; Mammalia; Monotremata; Ornithorhynchidae
Gene: BNIP1
Product: BCL2 interacting protein 1
Exons: 6
Coding region: 39-725 (228 amino acids)
Biological process (GO): retrograde vesicle-mediated transport, Golgi to endoplasmic reticulum
Cellular component (GO): SNARE complex; endoplasmic reticulum
Molecular function (GO): SNAP receptor activity
Source: RefSeq, a predicted model, not a curated record
CCGCCGCCGAGGCCGCCGAGGCCGCCGCCUCCUCCAGGAUGGCGGCCGGACGCGCCGUCCCCCUCCGCCUCUGCCACCAGGACCUCGUCCGCUUCGACCUGGAGGUCAAGGCCUUCAUCCAGGAUAUCCGAGAUUGCACGGGACCCCUGAGCACACUUACAGAACUCAACGCUAAAGUGAAAGAGAAGUUUCAACAUCUGCGGCUCAGAAUACAGGAACUUGAGCAGAUGGCUAAGGAACAGGACAAAGAAUCUGAGAAGCAAGCUUUACUCCAGGAAGUGGAGAAUCACAAAAAGCAGAUGCUCAGCAAUCAGGCAGCCUGGAGGAAGGCCAAUCUGGCUUGCAAAAUCGCCAUUGAUAAUUUUGAGAAAGAUGAACUUCUGCAAGGCGGGGACCUCUUAAGACAAAGGAAAAGCACGAAGGAGAGCCUGGCCCAGACGACCAGCAGCAUCACGGAAAGCCUGAUGGGGAUCAGCAGGAUGAUGUCCCAGCAGGUCCGGCAGAGCGAGGAAGCCAUGCAGACUCUGGCCAACUCUUCCCGCACGAUCCUGGACGCAAACGAGGAGUUCAAGUCCAUGUCCGGGACCAUCCAGCUGGGCCGGAAGCUCAUCACGAAGUACAACCGGAGGGAGCUGACGGACAAGCUGCUCAUCUUCCUGGCCCUCGCUCUCUUUCUGGCCACGGUCCUCUACAUCCUGAAGAAACGCCUCUUUCCGUUUCUCUAGAUGGAGGAGCUCAGCCUGACCCGAGCGCCUUUUUUUCCUGGGGAGACACAGGGCAGAUGACCUGUGAACUCGUACGGUCCUGGGGCUCGGGCCGGUCCCCCCUCUGCUGCCCUUUCUGACUCUCGAUUUGAAGGGAACGGAUUUUGGCCGGACACUAAGAUGGAAGAGACCCUCGGCGCCGGACCCCGCCACCCUCGGAAAUCAAGCUGAGUUACCUCCCACCCAACAUGCCUUGAUCUGUGGAAAGUGGAAAAGUGGAGAGGGGAGGGGAGAAGGGGAAAGAAGAUGCGUCAGACCCUAGACUUGGAUCCAUUCCAUGAAUAAAACUGAUUGAACAGAGA